Molecule: messenger RNA, 511 nt
Organism: Guyanagaster necrorhizus
Lineage: Eukaryota; Fungi; Basidiomycota; Agaricomycetes; Agaricales; Physalacriaceae
Exons: 3
Coding region: 168-431 (87 amino acids)
Source: RefSeq, a predicted model, not a curated record
CCCUAGUCGGUACGGCGACCAUACAUAAUAAAGCUCCUUUGUGUUUCGGUAAACAAAUUCGAGCGGCUAUCUAUUCACGGCAACCUAGUUGCGCGACGCGAGUACCAACUCCUACCUGCUUCAGGUGCACGAGUUCGGCGGAGUAUAAAAGGACGACUUUGUUCCCUAUGAUCCUCUCUUUGUACGCGUACAUGAACACAUGGGCUCCUGCCUUCUUUUCUCCCCGUCUGGGCCGUCGCUUCUUGUGCGUAUUUCUUUACUCAAGAGAACAUGUACUUCGGACAACCAUUCUUGGGCAAAGAUCCCUGAGCGUCACCACCGCCUUACCGUUUAGCAGCGAGAAUAAGACAGACAUUGAAACGCCUGUUUCGUUGAAGUGCAUACAAAGGCGCCAAGUACGCGAUCACCUGGACGCAGGCUUCAUCAGUUGAGGAUUUUGAAUCCCUGGCAGCUGCGAGAGACUGAUAGAAAUCACUUCCCACACUCGGUACCUGUUGACCAGCAUUCCGUG